Messenger RNA from Euleptes europaea (tarantolino), 844 nucleotides. RefSeq names its product VAMP associated protein B and C (gene VAPB). Gene Ontology annotation, molecular function: FFAT motif binding. The transcript is spliced from 6 exons. The record is from RefSeq and is a predicted model, not a curated record. Gene Ontology annotation, biological process: endoplasmic reticulum membrane organization. Gene Ontology annotation, cellular component: endoplasmic reticulum membrane; plasma membrane. The coding region runs from base 10 to 741 and encodes 243 amino acids. Lineage: Eukaryota; Metazoa; Chordata; Lepidosauria; Squamata; Sphaerodactylidae.
GGGAGGAACAUGGCGAAAACCGAGCAGGUCCUGAGCCUGGAGCCGCAGCACGAGCUCCGAUUCAGAGGCCCCUUCACAGACGUCGUCACUACAAAUCUGAAACUUGGCAACCCUACAGACAGAAAUGUUUGCUUCAAAGUCAAGACUACAGCACCACGCAGAUACUGCGUGAGGCCCAACAGUGGGAUUUUAGAUGCAGGAACGUCUAUUAAUGUCUCUGUGAUGCUACAGCCCUUUGAUUAUGACCCUAAUGAGAAAAGUAAACACAAGUUUAUGGUCCAGUCGAUGUUUGCGCCAGCUGAUACUUCAGACAUGGAAGCAGUAUGGAAAGAAGCAAAACCAGAAGAACUCAUGGAUUCAAAACUUAGAUGUGUGUUUGAGCUGCCAGCAGAAAAUGAUAAACCUCAUGAUGUAGAAAUAAAUAAAAUUAUAUCCACAGCUGCAACAAAGACAGAAUCUUCUGUAAUGUCAAAAUCAUUAAGUUCUUCUUUGGAUGACACCGAAGUUAAGAAAGUAAUGGAAGAAUGUAAGAGGCUGCAGUUAGAAGUUCAGAGGUUACGGGAGGAGAAUAAACAAUUUAAGGAAGAAGAUGGACUGCGGAUGAGGAAAGCACCCCAGACAAACCACCCAAUCUCUGCUUCUGCUGCCGUUGUGAAGGAGGAGGGUCUCAGCACUAGACUACUUGCCUUGGUGGUCUUGUUCUUUAUUGUUGGCGUAAUUAUAGGGAAAAUUGCCUUGUAGAGGCAGCAUGCUCGAGGAUUGUAAAUCGGAUUGAGGGAUCUGCCAUAUCAUUGGAUUAAAUUUAUUCAUAACAAAUGUUUAAAAAAAAAUGUAUGACAUCUCA